Molecule: messenger RNA, 2142 nt
Organism: Gallus gallus (chicken)
Lineage: Eukaryota; Metazoa; Chordata; Aves; Galliformes; Phasianidae
Gene: SLC35D2
Product: solute carrier family 35 member D2
Cellular component (GO): Golgi apparatus
Molecular function (GO): GDP-fucose transmembrane transporter activity; antiporter activity
Source: RefSeq, a predicted model, not a curated record
GUGCCAGGACGGGCCGUGGCGGCUCCCCAUGUGCUGUCCGGGUGGUGCCGUGACCGCCGGGCGCGCUGCAGGGCGGCCGCGGGGAGCCGCCCUGGCGCUCCGCGGAGCGGUGUCGGCCGUUUUCUAUGGAACGUACUCCUUCCUUAGAGUGUUGGUGAACAAGGGCCUACUCAGCGCCUACAGAUUCCCAUCACCAGUUUUUCUUGGAAUUGGACAGAUGGCAUCCACUAUACUUAUCUUGUAUGUGUCAAUUAAUAAAAUUAUACACUUUCCUGAUUUUGAGAAGAGUAUACCCAUGAAAUUGUUUCCUCUGCCUCUGAUUUAUGUUGGAAACCACCUAAGUGGAUUAUCAAGUAUCAGCAAACUCAGUUUGUUGAUGUUCACAGUGCUCAGGAAGUUUACCAUCCCACUUACGUUACUGCUGGAAGUCAUACUUGGGGAACUUAAUCCACUGAAUAUUUUCAUCAGCAUAUUUGCCAUCGUUCUUGGGGCCUUCAUAGCAGCUGGGUCUGAUCUAUCUUUUAAUCUGGAGGGCUACACCUUUGUAUUACUAAAUGAUAUAUUCACAGUAGCAAAUGGAGUUUACACAAAGCAGAAAAUGGAUCCAAAGGAGUUAGGGAAAUAUAGUGUCCUUUUCUAUAAUGCUUGUUUUAUGAUGGUUCCAGUGAUUAUUAGCUUUUCUACUUGAGUCUUUCAGCAAGCAACACAUUUCCAGGAAUGGACAGAUUUUUUAUUUGUCUUCCUAUUUCUUCUUUCUAGCUUCUUAGGGUUUCUUCUGAUGUAUUCUACUGUCCUAUGCAGUCAUUACAAUUCUGCGCUUACAACAGCAGUAGUUGGUGCCAUCAAGAAUAUAUCCAUCGCUUACAUCAAAAUGUUGGUUGGUGGAGAUUACGUGUUCUCUGUGUUAAACUUCAUAGGGCUAAGUAUUUGUAUGGUAGGAGGACUGAGAUACUCAUUUUUAAGCUCAAGAGAAAACAGCAAGCCUGCACAACCUGAGAAUGAGAAGGAUGUACUUUCUGAGUGAAAGUUUUAGCCCAAAAGCCUACUUUGAAAGAGACUGAGGAUUCAAGUUUGCUUUGCAUUGCUGAAAAUGUAAGAAAGUAUACGCUGGAAUGCAUUUGGAAUGAGGGAAAAAGUAUUCUCCCUCAGUUACUACAGAUAUGCGCAUAUCUCAUAGGUUCAGAAAUAUUCUGAAUACAUAUAUAUGUAUUUACAUCAUGAGCUAAUUUAUAGGAAGGAAUGCCAUGAGCAAAUCUGGAGUUGUGAAUUUCUUCAUUCACCUGUAUUUGGUGCUAUUUGUGGUUAAGGAAACCUGUGAAUUCUACUUCAGUUUCUGUCUACUCUCUAAGGCAAAACUCCUUGUAAAGAUCACAAGGCUUGGUUCACCAUUGCCUUAUGCAGUCUGUGAAAGCAGUGAAGAGAUGGAAGAUGGUUAUGACUCAGAAUGAUUUUGCCUUUGCAUUUGCUCUUGUAUAAGUGACUGUAGAACACAAAGAUCAGAGAAGAGAUGUGCCCCAAGAUUGCUCCACGUGUGUUAAGUGAAAAACUAAGGAUAUAGCAUAAUGUGUUUGGUAUGUGUUGUGUGGACGCUCUCUCUCAAUCUUUGUCUCAGUAACAUAUCAGUGUACUGCUGGAGCUGUUGCAAGUGAGUCAUCACAACUUAGCUGCAGUAUCAAGGAAGGAUGGAAACUGAGAGAGCCUUUUUUAAUAUUUAAAAUUAUAUCUAUUUUUUUUUCUGAGCCAGUACCAAGCCAGUAAUUAGGAGAAGUAACAAAGGUAACUCUAUUUUUCUGUAGGUACACUCAUCUUUUUAUUACCACCAUUCUGUUCUCUGAUGCUUUUUCUAGCCUCUGAUUCUGCAGAACUACAGGAGGGAAUAUAUGGAAGAUUAUUUGAUAUAGGGAAGAUUAACUUUUGUGUUUCAAGAGAAUAAAGGAUUGGUGUCCUUCUGUGUCUUAUAUAUAUACUGAAGGUUUGUGGUACUAAUUUAUGUUAGUACCUGAAAAUAGACUCUGAAAUUCAGAGCAAGUGAGUAUAAAGCUAGCACAGUGGUUAAAAAUAAGUCUGGAAUCCAUUGUUGUUUGUUUUUUGUUUGUUUGUUUUUUGUUUUUGGGAUGGGGACAAUAAAGGCACUGCUCUGUA